AUGGCGUCCAAGUUAGCUGGCAAAGCUAAGAAAAAGGACUUGGUAAAGGUCAUUCACCCGCCUUUUAUAAAAACGAAUAUUCGGUAAGGACUGAUUCGGUAUUCAGCUUAACUUUUCUUUACAGGGCUCAAAUGGCAUCCGCAGCGCCGCCUUUGGGACCCCAACUGGGUCAAAGAGGUCUCAACGUCGCCAAUUUUUGCAAAGACUUCAAUGCAAAGACCAGCCAUAUAAAACCUGGGGCUCUUUUGCCUACAAGAAUUUAUAUUAAGCCUGAUCGAACAUACGACCUCGAAAUUUGCAGCCCAAUGUCUACAUGGCUAAUAAAGAAGGCUGCUGGAGUUAACAGAGCCGCGGAAAAUCCAGGUACCUAUCGGAUUUUAUUUAUUUGUAGUCGCGGAUUAAUUGUAUCUUUUUUAGGGGAAAUUUGUGGUUUUCUUUCCGUAAAGCAUAUUUAUGAAAUCGCGAAAGUAAAAUCUGCAGAUCGGGCUUUAACAGGUGUUCCACUGAAGGUACGUCUAGUCAUUAUUUUAAUUGUUGGUUUAGGAAAUUUGCGAAAUGUUAAUCAAGACCUGCCGGACAUGCGGAGUCAAGGUGCAGAAAGAAGACUUGGAUCCCGAGGUGUUAGGUCCUUUUUUGGAAAGUCGAAAAGAAAUUGUAGCUCAGCAGUUACAAGCAUGGGCCGAUAAGAAGGCUGCGAAGAUGCUUAGAGGAUAA
Messenger RNA from Bursaphelenchus xylophilus (pine wood nematode), 714 nucleotides. The record is from the annotation of a GenBank genome assembly. NCBI's taxonomy places the organism in Eukaryota, Metazoa, Nematoda, Chromadorea, Rhabditida, Aphelenchoididae.